AUGGCGGACAUUUACGAGAUCGAAGACAUCGAUGGAGUUCGUUUUAACUGGAAUGCCUUUCCUGUGACCAGACAGGAGGCCGAGAACAUGGCAGCUCCUGUUGGGUGUUUAUACACUCCACUUCUUCCGAGAGAAGACUUGCCUGUGGCAGCAUACGACCCACAGUUGUGCAGAAGAUGUCGGGCAGUCUUGAACGUGUUCUCUCAGAUCGAUUUGGGAUCCAAAACAUGGACCUGUACAUGCUGCUUGUCUAGAAACCCGCUCCCGGUGCAUUAUUCCAAUAUUUCAGCCGAGAACCUGCCAAUUGAGCUGACUCCACAAGCAUCGACCAUCGAAUAUGUGUUGACGAAAACUCCUUCGCCUCCUCCACCAGCUUUCAUCUAUGUCAUUGACUUAUGUCAGGAGCCUGAAGAUCUGCAAGCACUCAAAGACCUGCUGAUCACCUCUUUGUCUCUGCAUCCACCAGGAUCUCUGAUUGGUCUGAUCACAUUUGACUCGGUGGUAAAUGUGCACGAGCUAAAUUUCGACUCCUGCUUCAAAAAAUACGUUUUUAGCGGAAACAAGGAGUACGAAUCUGUGGAAGUGCAGAAACAGCUGGGUAUCUCUGGAAACGGCGCCAAGAACUGGAUACAACAAUUCGAAACUGGUGGAACCAUCAACAAAUUCCUUUUGCCGCUAAGCGAUCCAGAAGCCGAGUUCCAAAUUACCAGAACCAUCGAGUCGCUCGAAGUCUCGAAAUGGACAGUCGAACCGGGCCACAGAGCGAUCCGAGUCACGGGUUCAGCCCUCAGCAUCGCCUCCUGCCUUGUUGAAGGCUCAUUUUUGCAAUGCGCAGCAAAAGUGACACUAUUUGUUGGUGGCCCAUGCACAUUUGGACCGGGAAAAAUUGUGGGUACAGAACUGAAGGAGCCUAUCAGAUCCCACAGUGACAUUGACAAGGGUACUGCCAAGCACUACAAAAAAGCUGUUGCAUUUUACAAGAAGCUUGCUACCAAAGCGGCUCAGGUCAAGAAAGACGUGAAGGACAAAUUUUUCGACCCUCAAUCUACUGCUACGUUCAGUGUUGAUAUUUUUGCCGGAUGCUAUGACCAAACCGGUAUCUACGAGAUGAGAUCGUUAAGCAACCAGACGGGAGGCACCAUUGUGGUGACAGACUCUUUCCAAACCUCGAUCUUCAAAAACUCAUUUUUUGCAUGCUUCAAUAAGGAUGAGGAAGGAUAUCCUUUCUCCUACUUCGACGGCUAUUUGGAGGUGUUCACCUCUCAAAGACUGAAGGUUGCAGGUGUGGUGGGUCUGGCCACCUCUUUAAAGCAAGAAGGAAAGAAUGUGGCUGAUGUUGAAGUUGGUAACGGGUUCACCAACAAGUGGGCCCUUCCGUCCGUGUCUCCACGACACACAUACGGUAUAUUCUUCGACAUGCAAACUGUCGGCGCUGCUGAUCAACGCAACUCCUCGGUCCCAGAGGUCCAUAUCCAGUUCCAGACUACCUAUAGACACACCAAUGGUACUGUCCGGAUGAGAGUGACAACGUUGAGCAGAUUGACGUCCAACUCUACUGAGCUAUCAAACACGUUUGACCAGGAGGCGGCAGCCGUGCUGUAUGCAAGACUGAUUGUUCACAAACUGGAGAACGGCGGCGAGUAUUCCGAUCUUUUGAGAUGGAUUGACAAGUCUCUGGUCAAGCUGUGCACCGUUUUUGGAGACUACUCCAGAAACGAUCCAAACUCCUUCAGAUUAUCGUCCAAGUUCAGCUUGCUUCCGCAAUUCAUCUACCAUUUGAGAAGAUCCCAGUUCCUGCAAGUUUUCAACUGUUCUCCCGACGAGACCGCGUUCUAUCACCACACGCUGCUCAGAACCGAUGUGAGAGACUCGCUGGUGAUGAUCCAGCCUACUCUUGUGAGAUUCAUGGCCGACGGCUCGGAGCCGGAGCCUGUUCUGCUGGACUCUGCGUCGCUCAAGCCAGACGCCGUGCUACUGCUGGACGCGUUCUUCUACACUGUUAUUUACUUUGGCAGCAUAGCAGCCGAGUGGAGAGACGCAAACUACCCGAGAGACGAGUAUCCUGGAGUUUAUGAUAUGAUUGAGAGAUCGAGAGAGGAGGCUGCGUCGCUGAUUGCUGACCGGUUCCCACUGCCUAGAUACGUUACAUGUGAUGAGGGCAAGUCGCAGGCCAGAUUCCUGUACUCGAAGCUGAAUCCAUCCGAGAACGACAACAACAUCGGCACUGGCGGCGGCAUGAGCGGCUACGUUGCCGACAGCGAUCCGGCCAGCACUGUUGUUCACACAGAGGACGUGAGUUUGAAGACGUUCUUCCAGCAUCUGGCCAAGCUGGUGGUCAACAACACGGUUGCCUAA
Molecule: messenger RNA, 2355 nt
Organism: Ogataea parapolymorpha DL-1
Lineage: Eukaryota; Fungi; Ascomycota; Pichiomycetes; Pichiales; Pichiaceae
Product: Protein transport protein SEC23
Exons: 1
Coding region: 1-2355 (784 amino acids)
Biological process (GO): COPII-coated vesicle cargo loading; intracellular protein transport; endoplasmic reticulum to Golgi vesicle-mediated transport
Cellular component (GO): COPII vesicle coat; endoplasmic reticulum exit site
Molecular function (GO): zinc ion binding; GTPase activator activity
Source: RefSeq, a predicted model, not a curated record